AUGGCAGAUCACACAGCUUCAAGAUCACUGCAAGAGAUAUUUGAGAAAAGGAUAGAAGAAAUGACAAUAUUGAACACAGGAUUAGAAAGGUCCGAGUUCUUAGCAAAGGAUUUGGAAUGGUUUAGGCAGCAAGGUCAUGCCAUCCCGGAACCGUCAACUCAUGGUGUCAGCUAUGCUCAUUACUUAGAGGAGCUAUCAGAAAAGGACCCUCAAGAAUUUAUUUGCCAUUUUUACAACACUUACUUUGCGCAUUCAGCUGGAGGUCGAAUGAAAGGGAGAAAGGUAGCUGAAAAGAUACUUGACAAGAAAGAGCUAGAAUUCUAA
Molecule: messenger RNA, 324 nt
Organism: Capsicum annuum
Lineage: Eukaryota; Viridiplantae; Streptophyta; Magnoliopsida; Solanales; Solanaceae
Product: heme oxygenase 1, chloroplastic-like
Exons: 3
Coding region: 1-324 (107 amino acids)
Biological process (GO): heme oxidation; phytochromobilin biosynthetic process
Molecular function (GO): heme oxygenase (decyclizing) activity
Source: RefSeq, a predicted model, not a curated record